Stylophora pistillata is the source of this 625-nucleotide messenger RNA. RefSeq lists its product as uncharacterized. Lineage: Eukaryota; Metazoa; Cnidaria; Anthozoa; Scleractinia; Pocilloporidae. Gene Ontology annotation, molecular function: sequence-specific DNA binding. The record is from RefSeq and is a predicted model, not a curated record.
GAGCAGAGCCAUCCAUAUUCCAGUGGUCAAGUCAACCAAAACAAGCUCAAGGCAGGCGAGUGCUUACCAGGGAAAUGUUAGCUGAAGUCAAAGAGAAUUUAAUCGUUAAACCUCAAGAGGAUGAAUGUAUGAAGAAAUCUAUGGAGGCUGUGAAUAUUCCAGAAAACUGUGUCAAUUUUGCAAGGAGCAGUGAUGACACUGAAGCUGUGCUACAGUGUGAGAAUGACAGGUCUGACAGCAGUGGUGAUUCAAAUUUGAAACAGGUCACAGAGAAGUCUAUGCAGACUGACAAUGUGUACAUAUCCCCCCAACUGACAUACAUUGAGUGUGAACAUGAUUAUGCUUUUUCAUUUACUGAUACACCAAAGAAUCCAUCUGAAUACCAGCAGAGUAUGGAGGAAAGAUUAGAAGUUAUGACUGAAAUGUUAAACAACCUUAAAGUUAAAGUGGGAAUUCUUCAAAAAGAAUUAGAUGAGUAUAAAGAAAGAGAAUUUGAUCUCGUACGUUAUUUCGUGGUCACUUUUGGUGUUCGAAAUCAACGAUAUCAAUGGCUGUUCUUGUUUUGAAACGUUGUCAGGCUCGACGCAGACCACUUUUCUUUGAUAAAUAGCUUGACAUCUUAGGG